Molecule: messenger RNA, 459 nt
Organism: Lottia gigantea (owl limpet)
Lineage: Eukaryota; Metazoa; Mollusca; Gastropoda; Lottiidae
Exons: 5
Coding region: 1-459 (152 amino acids)
Source: RefSeq, a predicted model, not a curated record
AUGGCCUGUAUGUCUCUACAGAUCUCAUAUUCACAGAUGAAGAACAGAUGCAGUGGCGCCUACAGUACAGAUGAAGAACACUUGGUGAGGAACAGAUGGGACGAAACCAAUGAAGAGCCGCAGACGAAGAGCACAGAAGAAGAUGGAUUUUCGGCAUUGAUUUGGCGUUUCUGCAUUGCCGUCAGCGGGAACUCGAUAGCUGUCUUUGCUAUUGGGUUUGAGAUACACCACUCAGAUGACCAUCAAAGCACGGUGUAUACAGAUAGAGCCUCAGCAUAUCAAAAUAAAGUGCUUAUGGUGUGGCGCAGAAGCUCACAAGGCAGGUUGACUUUAUUACAUAAAGCUAUUCUCAUAUCUCACCAUCUAGAAUCCUUGUUUUUGAAAGUCUUGAUGGUCACAAGGUUAGAAAGGGUAAAUCGUAUGGUAAUUUAUCCCCCUGCAACAGCACUGCCACAAUAG